CUAUACAAACUGAAAAAUUUAGAACAGCUGGAUAUAUCUUACAACUUCAUUCAACAAUUGGAUAGUAAGAUGAAAAGACUGAGGAAACUUCGGAUAUUCAACGCGACCGGAAACGAUCUGUUGGGUUUAUCACCUGGUUUGUUAAUUUUAGCGUUCAAUCACUUGAACACAAUCCAGUUGGAACACAAUCCACUAAUCACACCUUUCUCCGGAGAAUUCGUGAAUGGAUACUGGUCCAAUUCACCGCAAACAUUGUACGAGUUAGUUCUUCUCAAAUUGAAUGAAGAAACCCGAUUGAGAUUGAUUGGUCGACCGGUCUUGCUUGAGAGUGACAAUGAUCAGAACGAGAAUCUGUCCGACGGUUGGCAUUACUGGAUAGAUGCAUAUCAUCUGACACAAAGAACUCGAUCUGGUUCGUGUUGCUGGUGCACGCAGGCACGAUUUGGACCGGGGAUUCUAGUGUGUCAGCAUUGUGUAGAUCUGGCGGGGUACAAACAAGUGCCGAUCACCUUCAACUGUUGCCGACCUUCGUGUGCGGAACAAGCAAUUCAUUGCAGUGCUGACGAAUUUAGGACACGUUUCUACGGGAAUCCGGCUGCAUCAACAGAUGAUUCUAGUCAGAUGGGAACCGAUGAGCUGGACAUGGACGGUAGAACUGUUCGAUCCGAUUCCCUAUCACAGCAAAUGUAA
This is a messenger RNA of Echinostoma caproni, 690 nucleotides long. The record is from the annotation of a GenBank genome assembly. NCBI's taxonomy places the organism in Eukaryota, Metazoa, Platyhelminthes, Trematoda, Plagiorchiida, Echinostomatidae.